UUUGCUUGCAGCCAUGUUGUUUGCAACUGGAGUCCAGAUGGACCAGGCGUUUUUCCUAUGGGGCCCGAGUAUGACAACAUAGUGCCAGUAAAACAACAAGCAGAUGAGGUUCCUCCACCGCUGCCCCCUCGUCGACUGAGGAAACCUCGGCCUACUUCUCUUCCUCUUUACAACAAUUCCUCCUUCGAGCCUCCGUCUGCUCCGAUCUCCCUCCCUCCUCCUGUUCCUCCCAGACUUGACAAGCUGGAAGGAUUAACCAGGUUGAAGGCCAACGUCAACGUUGUCUCACUCAAUGUUGGAAAACUGGUUGACAUCAGUCAAGACUCAGGCAUGGAGACUUUUCAAAGGCCAGUGAUUUGUGGGAAAUGUAGUGCUGCUUUGUCAUGUCUCAGUUCGUUACAGAAGAACGUUUGGCGAUGUGAGUUCUGUGGAUAUGAAAACAGCGUAGACGAAAGUUUAGCUGCUUUGUGCAUUGGCCAGCGAGCCGGUGUGCGCAGUGAUGACCUUUACCUGCCCAGACAGAGUGAAGACGACUAUCAGAACUUGGAGGACACGCUAGUUGUUUUCUGCGUGGACACUUCUGGCAGCAUGAGCGUUACUACAGAGGUUCCAUCAAGCAAUGGCUCUGUAACAUACGUAUCCAGACUAGAGGGUAUGCAGGACGCCCUCUACAGGGCACUAUUCACCAUAAAGCAACGGUCCCCUCAUCGGAGGGUGGCUCUGGUGACAUUUAACGAUGAGGUUGUAAUAUAUGGUGAUGGUACUAGUGCUCCUAUCACACUCAGGGAUUGGGCGCUAGUUGACUACGACCAUAUAUGGGAAAAGGGUGUGACUUACCACAUCCCACACUGUAUCGCUGAGACCUACAACCACCUAAUACAGAGGGUCAAAGAACUCAGGGAACAUGGAGCCACGUGUCUCGGUCCCGCAGCAUUAGCCUCCGUUGCUAUGGCUUCAAGGUACCCCGGGUCAAAAGUCAUUUUAUGUACUGAUGGCAAAGCAAACAUCGGACUGGGAGAGAUGGAGCAAGCUCCCUCUCUGACUCCUUCUGCCUUUACUCCAUAUUUCUAUACUCAGCUGGCUCUAGAUGCGGUACAGAAGGGAGUCAUAAUAUCAGUAAUGACUUUUGAAGGGACAGACUGUCGCCUGGCUGAUAUUGGUAAACUGGCAGAUGCUACGGGAGGAAGAGUAAAUAUUGUCAGCAUUGGCACGGUAGCAAGAGAGAUUCAAUCGGUCUCCGAAGAUAAUGUCCUAGCUACAGGAGUCAAAGCAACCCUGCUCGCUUCUGAUGGAGUGUAUUUUCCAUAUGAGGAUGAAAACAAUCACAAACUGGUAAGAGAGAUUGGGAAUGUCACCAAAGGUCUGGAGAUCACCUUCCAGUUUGCUGUAAAACCUGAUUUUAUGGAAGUUUUUCUCCAGAAAGGAACGCUUCCAUUCCAACUGCAGCUCAGCUUCAAGACCAGAGACCAACACAGAAUCACUCGCAUCAUCACUGAACAGCGACCAGCAACUACCUGCAGUCGGAUUUUUGCAGGUAGACUUAACAUGGCAGUGCUCGAUGUUCACUGCGCACAGCUUUGUGCCAGUUUAACCAUGGAGGGUAAAGUGCAGGAGGCACAAAGGCAGCUGAAAGCACAGCAAGACCUGCUACAACAAGUCAGCAAGUGGAGGCCAAUCCAAAAGGAAGAGAGUAUAUAUGGUAACUGGAUGGAAACCAUGACGACAAUUUGUGAGGACAUUACCACGGAAUCCCAGCUGACUCUUUCUGAUGAAGCAGCUAAGGUGGUGUACCAGAUGAAGAGAGCCAGCAGUGUCAGAAACAACAACAACAGCAGCAACACAGUUAAUGUCCAAAAGAAGACCACAAAGAAGAAAAAGGCUGUCAUGGAGGCUGUGUAAAUUAAAAGACAAAACAAAACUGUUUAUUAAGCGAUUCUACAGCAGUGAGAGAACCAUAGUUUCUUUUUAUUUAAGAAGCCCAGAGUAUAGACAGGCAAAUGUGGACAUCAUUCAAAGAGCCGUAUAUGACUAAAAAUCUUCUGUGUCUGAGAUGCUAUUGUACAAUAGAUUCAAUAAGAGCUCCUACCCCUUUGCUUUUUCGACGCCUAAUUAUU
Messenger RNA from Pelmatolapia mariae (spotted tilapia), 2114 nucleotides. Its product is annotated as circularly permutated Ras protein 1. Gene Ontology annotation, cellular component: COPII vesicle coat; endoplasmic reticulum exit site. Gene Ontology annotation, biological process: endoplasmic reticulum to Golgi vesicle-mediated transport; COPII-coated vesicle cargo loading; intracellular protein transport. The transcript is spliced from 18 exons. The record is from RefSeq and is a predicted model, not a curated record. Gene Ontology annotation, molecular function: SNARE binding; zinc ion binding. Bases 58 to 1899 code for a protein of 613 amino acids. NCBI's taxonomy places the organism in Eukaryota, Metazoa, Chordata, Actinopteri, Cichliformes, Cichlidae.